GGAAGAAGAACAAAAAUAGUAGUUUCUCCGCAAAAAAUCUAAAAAUUUAAAGUUUCGUAGCUUAUUUUAUAUUUAAAAAGAAAUGGCUAUCCAAAGAUUAGUUCUACUUCAAACAAGAAACUAUUUAUCCAGGCAAUGCAUCUUACAGUCUACAUUGAAAAAUCGUUUAAGUUUUUGUGAAAUAAGACAAAAAUACAGUAGUGAAGUAAAGAUGAGAAAAUAUACAGAUCAACAUGAAUGGGUUACAACCGAAAAGGAUAUAGGCACGGUGGGGAUCACAAAAUAUGCACAAGAAUCUCUGGGAGACAUUGUGUUUGCCCAACUUCCAGAUGUAGACACUAAAAUCAGUGCAGGUGAUGAGUGUGGAGCAUUAGAAAGUGUGAAGGCAGCUAGUGAAAUAUACUCGCCAGUCAGUGGAGUAGUCGUUGACAAGAAUAGUGAACUAGAGAAGAAACCGGGUCUUAUAAACUCCUCAUGUUAUGAUAAAGGAUGGCUGUUUAAAAUUAAAAUAACAAAGGCUGAAGAAUUAAAUGAUCUGAUGUCAGAGGCUGAAUAUGAAACAUUUUUAAAGACAGAUGCAGAUAAGGACCAUUGAUUUGUUUUAAAGUAAAAUUAGUUGCUUUUCAAGUAUUAACUUAAAGUCAUUCAACAUUUAAAAAAGUUAAGGAAUUUUUUGAUAAGAAGUGUGGUAUUGACCAAUCUUUUGUGGAAAAUACCUAAGUUUUGUAAAUAACACUGUUUUACUCAGUAGUCAUAAAAGAUGAGACUACAAAGUCAAAUUAAACACAAUUUGUGCAAUAUGUAUUUAUUAGUGCAUUUGAAAUAGUGUCUAAGUAGUAUAUUGUAAACAAAAAUAUUUCGAAAGGUUAAAACAAUAAAAUUGUCAUGUUUAACUUGUAUAUUUUUAUCACAACUCAAUUCCUAUAAAUGGGUCAGUAAA
Aricia agestis (brown argus) is the source of this 940-nucleotide messenger RNA. Its product is annotated as glycine cleavage system H protein-like. Gene Ontology annotation, biological process: glycine decarboxylation via glycine cleavage system; protein lipoylation. The transcript has 2 exons. The coding region runs from base 83 to 595 and encodes 170 amino acids. The record is from RefSeq and is a predicted model, not a curated record. Lineage: Eukaryota; Metazoa; Arthropoda; Insecta; Lepidoptera; Lycaenidae. Gene Ontology annotation, cellular component: mitochondrion; cytoplasm; glycine cleavage complex.